GUACAGCAGCACACUAAACAGUCUGUACUAAACGGACACGCUUACACUCGCACAUCUCUCUUCCGCUACACAAGAAAAAGUCAACAAACUCUUAUAAGCUUGUCACUUCACUUCAUUCUGAUAUGAAUAAAUCCAAGUCUCCUAUUUUAAAUGACUGUCUGAAGCACAUCACUUUUGAGAAUGAAUCUUUAUGGAACGAGAAUAUGACCUCCAAUGCCAGCGUUGAGACAAUGCACCACCUCUUUAUAGGUGCCCAACGCCAGGAACCUAAUCAUGUUGCGAUACCUGCCACUAUCUUUUACAGUCUUCUUUUCUUCUUUGGUAUGAUGGCAAAUGGCCUCAGCAUCCUGACACUUAUGAGAAAUGGGAGAAUGAAAGUUAGUGCUGUGCGAUUUUAUCUUCUGAGUUUGGCCAUGGCAGAUAUCUUGCUGCUGCUCACUAUCCCAGUCACCCUUUAUCGAUAUUUCUGGCAAUAUUAUCCCUGGGCACUCUCUGAUACUGUGUGCAAACUUUAUUUUAUGAUCCGACAGGUCUAUUGUGCUACAACCAGUUGGACCAUUAUUGCAUUUACAUCUGAGAGAUAUAUUGCAAUAUGCCACCCCAUGUGGUCCAUCACAGGCCUCCGGAAAACCCGUAUGGCAUACCUUUUGGCAUUUAUCUGGCUUCUGUCUAUCCUCACCACCAUACCUGUGGCUAUAGUAUAUGGGGAGUCAUCAGCAUGCAUCUUGGACUAUACUGCUACUUCUCAAGAAGAAGCUGUACUUGACUCCACUGUCUGUGAAAUGUUGGAGCCAAAGCCCUAUACUGUUUACAAAAGCAUCAUGCAGACACGCAGCAUACUAUUCUUUGUCAUGCCUUUAUUAGCCAUUAUUAUUUUUCAUAUUCUUAUCUUCCACCACCUGAAUCUUAACCAAAGGCAGAGAGAGAAAAUUGGGCUUAAUGGAACACAUUGGCAUUUUUCUUCUACUCAUGCAAACCAUCCUCAACGGCACCCAUUUUCUGAAAAAAAGGCUCGACAACUUAUGGGUGCUGUGGUAGUGGCUUUUUUUCUCUGCAAUUUCCCUGAUACAGCCUCAUCUCUCAUGCAAAUCUAUAUUGAAAACUGGAAUGCACAUGUCUAUAAAGUAUAUACCUGGCUCAAGACCUACUUAUCUCUUCCACUUUGGUACCUGAAUAGUGCUUUGGACCCAAUUUUGUUCUGUAUUUCGUCUACCUCCUUUCGCAGUGCAUGCUGGGAAACCUUGACGACUUUCAUACCUUGGUAUGAAAAAUCAUUGGAUGGGCCGGGGAACACAUAUCAAGCAUCUUGUGUGAGGUCUGGGGUUUCAUCUCUUGUAUCUGCACCAAGCAACCGUUCUACAUGGACCUUAAACUCAAAUGAAGGAGAGCAAAAGGAAUAUUUAGGUCAGGCUCGAACCAGUGAUCCUAAGCUUUUGUUCUUUCGACAUUUAACAAUGAUGGACCCAGCAGAAUGCACAAUGCCUUAGGACUUUAAUGGACAGAAAUUAUGGUUAUUCCAUGUACGAAGCUGUUAAUAACUUGCAGGAAUGCAUAUACAAGUGUUUUACAGAAGAUGUGUAUUGCUAAACUCAUUUACGUGUAAUGCAUUUUGUACCUGAGAUCAACAUGCCUGCAUGGUUUCCGGCAGCCACCAGCUGCCUUGGUAAAUAAUAUGUCCUUUUUAAAGUGAUUAUGUACAAUGUUAUUGCUUCUGUGAUUUUUUUUUAAUAUGCUGUUACGGAAAAAAAUUUAGAAUCAAAAGAAAUGGUUUCAUGAUCACAGAGACAGUCAUUGCUGACAAUGAACGAUCAGUGUUAAAUGGAAAAAGAAAAAUAUUUAUAUUGUUUUUAUAAUGUGUCUGUUUUAAGUCUGAGAAAGUUGCAUAGUAUUUUUCUGUUAUUCAGGGGCAACUGAAGAAAAAUAGAUAUUUUUGGUUCAUAAGAACCUCUAAACAGAAUUACCUACACAAUGCAUGCUUUUGUGAAUGCAAAAAAUUGUCUUUAUCUGCGAUCAUGGUAAUAUACAUGUCCGUAUGCUCUUUGUAGAGCCAGCUGUUCGAUAUCAGCAACUGUUUUGGCAGUGCACAUAUUCUUAGUGUCUUUGCGCACUUGUGUUUUUCCACUUUCCAGUAACUAUGAAUUUU
This is a messenger RNA of Xenopus laevis (African clawed frog), 2143 nucleotides long. Its product is annotated as neurotensin receptor type 1-like. Bases 123 to 1487 code for a protein of 454 amino acids. Lineage: Eukaryota; Metazoa; Chordata; Amphibia; Anura; Pipidae. The transcript has 3 exons. The record is from RefSeq and is a predicted model, not a curated record.